GGCAGCGUAGAAUUGUGAGUGACGUCAGUACGCCUGCGCUUCUCUCAGUCAGUCUCCAUAUUUGUUGUGAAAGUUCACUACCAUCACCGCAGGGUUGCCAUGUUUGCUGCUUCAUACAGACGAGGAUUACGGCGGGCUAGAAUAAGGCGCAUUUUAAUGAACCAGGAUGGAGUUGUGGUGCGCAACAUUAGUCCCCCAGAUUACACAGAACAGCCUCCACCACCCCCAGCAUAUAGUGAAGUGUCGCCCAGGAGUGGCACAAGCAGUAUCUUAGAGACAGGUGAUACCCAAGCAGGCAGCACGGAGUCCUCGCGGGAAGGCGUAAGCAUUGGGUGUGAGGCCCAGGAAGGAGGAGGGGGGGUUGUUGAAGCACCAGCAGCAGGUGUAGCAGGGGGCAGCAGUAUGUUGAGUCGGGGCCGAUUACAAGAAGUCCACGGGAGGCUGGAGGCACUGAGAAAACGACAUGAUCAAUGGACUUGUUUUCUCUGCUGUCAUGUCCGCACUGGCACCAUUGUUAUUGGAUUUUGGCACAUGCUGUUACAUCUGAUGGCACUAUCAUUGAUUGCGGUGGUAGUGGUUCACCCAGAAAAGCUUACUCAGAGUGGUGGCCCUCUUGGAGGUCUUGGAUCAGGGGAUGAGCUGUCUGUCAAUCCACAAGAUGUAAAAGCUGUCAAUUGCGCAGAGAUGCCUUGUACUUUGGCUGCCCAGGGUGAUGGUAGUACAGAUGCAGCUGUUACUGACUUUUCCAUUUCCUUGGGGAACUUGAUAACAACACAUCGCCUCAAUACUGAUGAGGUUAAUGUUGCCCUCUUCAUCACACUCUGUACGUUUGUGGUAACACUCUUACUGGUGUAUGGAGCAUUCCGUGGCCAACCUUCACAUCUGAUGCCAUUUUUCUUUCUGCAAGUUUUUGACUUCUGUAUUUCAAGCAUGACAAUGAUUGGUUACUUGUCAUAUCUUCCAAACAUUCGUCAGCUGAUCCGUGAGACUCCAGCAUUUCCCUUCCAGCAACAACUUCUGUCGAUGAAUACAAAAUGCCUGACAUUUUUUGCAAUGCUCAUCUUCAUCACAACUCUAAUGACAAAGGCAUAUUGCAUCAGUAUUGUUUGGCGGUGUUACAAAUUCUUGAUGCUCAAGGCUCAAGCAGGACGGUCAGUACUGAGAUAUCUGGGUGGAGUGUCUGGACCAGUGGAUCAAGAAAGUCAGACAUUGGUCAUGGGGCAGGAUUUGCCUGAUUAUGAUACUGCUAUUGCUGAUCCACAGUACAGAAAGAAAUUAUCAGGUAUGUUCCCAGAGCCACCCCCUUCAUAUGACAUGGCAAUGGCAGCACUUGUUGCCCAGCAUGAUCUUGAAGAGGAUUAUGUGGACUCUGCUGGCGGUGUGUGCAGUGGUACGCGUGACCUACCUUCAGCUACUCAAGAGCAUUCAGUCCCUAUUUCCAGCAUCACCAGUGCUACUACAUCACAAUCUACCAUCCCUACUACCAACACCAUCUUAAACACAACCAGCUCUGCUUCCUUGAUCAUCAACUCUGCCACUGUUAAUUAAUCCUGAACUUAGCCAUGGCUAUGGCUAAUAAUCAGCUUAUUCUACAGUGAAGAUGGAGGCUUUCUGAUUUCAUUGGCAGUAGUAGGCUUUUAUUUUCAAAUGAAAUUUUGUGUACACUAAAGAUAUUUGUGACUGAGUAAAAGUACAGAAUGUCCAGAAAAGAAUGACAAUUUUAUUUAUUCCUUUCUUUAAUAAAAUACUGUUUAGAAUAAGGUUUUCAAUAAAAUUUUGAAAACACUUGAGUUUAGUUGUGGUCAACUACACCUUGAUCCAAGCACUGUUAAUGGCUUAUGUAAUGUCUAAAUGAGAGAGAAUCACAAUAUCACUUGAAACCUGGUGUGGUUGCAGUAGUUGCUAGUCUUACCAGGACUUUUCCACUUAUUUAAGGGACUUUUUUUUAUUCUUGAACUGCUGCUUCAGUUGGUAAAUGAAUUUACAAUUUUUUUUCCUAAUAAACAGGCCAUAUCCCACCAUGGCAGGGUGACCCAAAAAGAAAAAUGAAAGUUGUUUUUUUUUUCCAACCCCCUUGCUUCAGGCAUUUUAGUCACCUCUUACAACAUGCAUGGCUUAUGGAGGAAGAAUUCUGUUCCACUUCCCCAUGGAGAAGAAGAAAGGUUAUAUUCCAUAAAUACGUCCUAACUUGCUUUGCACCUUUGCCACCAAAUGCAUCACAGCUAGUCACUAAGUUGACUAACUUUUUUUUUUCUCUUGUGGUGUGAAAUACCAAAUUAAGCAUUUGCUGUAUUUUGUUUAAGCUUAGUGUUUUUGUUGUGUUAAACAUAAUGAAUAAUGUCAUUCUUGUCUGAACACCCUGUAUGUAAACAUACAUUAAGGCAGUCUAAUAUUGCAGCUCUAGUCACAAUGUGUACAGUUUAUAUUGCACUUAUUUGCAUGUUGGGAUAUAUAUAUAGGAUUCUUUUGAAGUGCAUUUGUAACCCAUUAAUUUGAAAGAAAUGUAAUUUAUAUCCUUAAAAGUGUUUUGCACUGUUACAGCCAAUGUUACGUGGGAAUUUUAGUGCAGUUUGAUAAGUUAAUACAGCAUAUUGUAAAAGCAUUGUAGCACUAUUCAAGACCUACCACGUUGAUUUGUGUUUCUUUUACAAGAUAGAUGAAUAUAUAUACGUAUAUAAAAUUAAAGUAUAUUUCAUUAUACAUAGUGUGAUAUUUUUUGUAAUUUGAGAAGUUGAUCAGCAAUAUUAGUGGGUAAAACUGUAAAGUUUAAACAAAUUUAAAUACAUAGCAGCCCACUAGUCAUUGUGAUUAAAUUGGUCAGUAUUUUAAUAUUCUCAAAUGACCUACUUUAAAGAAGAAACUUCAGACAUUUUAAGCACUCUUGGACCAUAUCAAAUCACAAUGGUUGUGACUCGGUAAUGGUUCAUGACAAACUGAAAGGUCAUCUAGUUUCUCCUCCAAAUUUUUUAAUUGUUCCUGUCAUAGUAUUGUGGCUUUCUUCAGUAUUUCAAAUGGAAUGCAGUACAGUAAGUUUCGUGAUUUCAAUUUUGAAACUGGUUUUAAAAAAAUUGAAGAGGUGUACUGUAAUUGAAAACAUUUAAUAGUCCUCCAUAUACAACUACAGCCUCUCCUCACUUAGUGAUGGAGUUCCGUUCCUAAGACCAUGUUGGUAAAUGAAUUCGUUGCUAAAUGAGGAGCAUACUAUAAUGGUAGUGGGUUUUUAUCAACCAUCUUUGAUAUUGUUUUAAUGUCACCUUUGCACCAUUUUUAACAUUUCUGGUAUAUUCUUAAAGGCUUAUACAGUAUGUACUGUAUAUUGUAAUAAACAGAAGAUUGGAAAUCUGCUCUCAUAUACAUUAUUUAGGUAUGUAUACUGGUCAGAGAGCCCGUCGUAAAUCCGAGGUGUUGGUAAACGAGUACAUCGCUAAGUGUGGAGAGAGAGUAAUUAUACAUCGAAUGUUUCCUGAUGUUAGUGUAACAAAUCUUCAAAGAAUUAGGUUCUUAUUUUGCUUUAGUCAUAGUUUUCUUACAUUUUUUAAUGCUUUUUCAUUAUUCCUUAACCAGAAGCUUUAUAUAUCUUAAGAUAGUGUAAUACAGAAUUUAGACUAUCAGACAUCAGUUUCUGUAUUGUGCUGUAUGUUGUGAUUAUCUAUUGAUUAUUAGUGCAGUUCGAUGUCUUAACACAGUAGGCUGAUUGAAGUGAGCACACAAAAAUAACUGACAAGAACUCCAGAUUUUAUUGCUGAAAGCAAGAUGGUUAGUGUUAAGUAAAAUUUUAAAUUCUCAAAUUAAUCUAUUUUUCAGUAGUAACUGGGUUUGCUCUAGGCUUUUCUAUGCAUUAAAGGUAUUCAAAUGUUUAUCACUGCACAUUUUUGUUAAGACGUCCAUGUGCUUUCUCUGUGUGGAUUCAUCAUGUAUUUAAUCAUGGUUUUUAAUUUCAUGAUCAUAUGUAUGCCUUAUUGUCAUUUCAAUAAACUGCCAAACAGAUAA
Cherax quadricarinatus is the source of this 3990-nucleotide messenger RNA. Its product is annotated as lysosomal-associated transmembrane protein 4A. Gene Ontology annotation, cellular component: lysosomal membrane. Lineage: Eukaryota; Metazoa; Arthropoda; Malacostraca; Decapoda; Parastacidae. The record is from RefSeq and is a predicted model, not a curated record.